GAGCCUUGGUGAUGACUGAUGACGGGCGGCGGGAGUCCUCCGUCUAUAGCCAGGGUGUAAACAUGGCCGACAGCGCCAGCGAGAGCGACUCGUCCUCCGUGACUGACGGGCCCACCAUGCAGCCCCCGUCCAUGCCGCCGUCCCCCAUCACAAGGGAGCAGUGGCAGAAGAGGAUAGACUGCCUGCAGCAACAAAACCGCGUCCUCAGGGCCGAGCUGGAGACCUACAAACUCCGCGUGAAGAGCCUGCACGAGGAGAACAGGGCGUUGCGGCAGGCGUCUGUCAAUAUUCAAGCCAGAGCUGAGCAAGAGGAGGAGUUUAUUAGCAACACUUUAUUGAAGAAGAUUCAAGCUCUCAAAAAAGAAAAGGAAACUCUGGCUCUUAAUUACGAGCAGGAAGAGGAGUGUUUGACAAAUGAUCUGUCUCGCAAACUCAGUCAACUGCGGCAAGAAAAAGUGGAGCUGGAGCAAACACUUGAACAGGAACAGGAGUGCCUUGUUAACAAGUUGAUGCGCAAGAUAGAAAAGCUGGAAACAGAAACGGCAGCAAAACAAAAUGACCUAGAAACCCUAAGGAGAGAAAAGAUUGAAUUAGAGAAUACAUUAGAACAGGAGCAAGAAGCACUAGUCAAUAAACUAUGGAAGAGGAUGGACAAAUUAGAGGCUGAAAAAAGGAUGCUGCAGGGCAAACUUGAACAGCCGAUCUCCAAUCCCCCAUCUCCAGCAGAUUUCAAUCAAGGUGACCGUGCAAACAAUUUGUCUUCUCAUAUACAGCACUUGCGGGAUGAAGUAUCUAGGUUUAGGGAGCAACUCACCAGUGCCCAGGAAGAGCACAAUCGCACAACCCAACAAUAUGCAAAUGAGGAGCGCUUAAUUCGUGAAGAAAAUCUGCGUCUCCAAAGAAAGUUGCAAAUGGAAGUUGAGCGACGAGAAGCCUUAUGUCGACACCUCUCUGAGUCUGAGUCAAGCCUGGAAAUGGAGGAGGAGAGGCACUACAAUGAAAUCACCUCCCAUCGUCACCGAACACUCUCCAGCCCAGUGCCGUAUAACCCCUCUCCUAGCUCCUCACGUCCUCUGUCACCAGGUCUUUCAAGUUACAGUGGUGGACGUGACUUGUUCUCCCCACCAAGUCCUAUGGGUCGGUGCCCCCACUGUGGCCAGGUGAUCAUCCACCAUCCUCCGCCCUCUGUUCCUCCACCUAACUACUUGCCAUCAGCAUCCCCUCCCCCUCCACCUGUAAUAUCUCCUGCAUUCCAGAGGCAUGGCACUCGCACUUCUCAAGAACGAUUUGUGAAACCCAUUGCUCCUCCUCCAAGUAGCUCUGCUUUGUUGGCUACUCCAGCCUCCCACCACACAUCAUCUAGUACAUCUGGAUCAGCCUCCAGCUCAACACCUCCCCACCCCCCGCCUCCUCCAGUUCCAGCCCCUCAACUACCUUCUUCUCCCCACCCUGUUGCUCCACCUUCCCCAAUGGAUGUGAGUCGUAAUUGAUGAAGAACAGCAUGGAUUCUUGGUGAAAAAUCUGAUAUAUCACCUUUAGAAAGGUUGCUAGUAAGCUUAAUAUCCUGAUAGAAUUGGGAAAUUAUUUUUUCUUGCUUGUGGAGAUAAUGUUGUGACUAUUGUGAUAGAAAAAAUACUGAUAACAGUGAAAAGGGGCAACUCUGGACAUUUUUGGUAGUGUGGACAACUGUACAGUGAAUGAUGUAUGUCACAGCUGUCCUUGGGCAAUUCAGUUAUUAAAACAUAUGCAUAUUAAGUUCAUAGAAAAUGUCUAAGCUAAAUGUGAUACUUAUGUGAGAUACUGACAUAAGGAAAUGUUAAUAGAAUAAAUUGAAGCUGUGUUAGUAUAAGAAACAAUGUCAGUGAAGUGGACUGUUUCUGUCUUCCUCUGUCAGUCUGUACAUCAAUUUCCUUGUCUGUCAUUCUGUCUAGCAGUCAGUCUGUAUCACUGCCUUAGUCACUUUGUCUGGUUCAUCUGCCAGCAUCUCUUUUAAGACACUUAAUGUCAAUCUAUAUCAGUGAGUAAGUCUGUCUGUUUCUUUCAUUCAUUGUCUGUUUCAGUUAUUUUCAUUCUGUCUGUCUGAAUGUCUUUCUGUCUGUCUGUCUGUAUUUUGUGUCUGUCCAUCUUUAUCUCUUUCUCCCUCUAAAAUUGUGAUAUCAAGCCUGCUUGUUGUUGGACCACUGUAUGUCAGUGUCUUUAGAAUUUAGUGCCGACUCAAUUCCUUUAGAUGAGAUACACUAAUACAUAUUCAACCUGAUUGUAGCACAGAUUAUUUUCUUCUACACUAUUUGAAACUGCAAUCAACCAGUUUAUGCACAACUGUUCCAUUUGAAAAUGCAGGUAAUAAUUACAUUAUAGGAUAAUUUGGUCAUAGUAUUUUAUUGUUACCCAUUGUUUUGGAUGAUACCUAAGUAGGUCUCAAAAGUUUACAAGAAUGAAGUGGAAAUUGUUUUUGUAUAAUUGAAAAUAAGCACACAGUUGCUGUUAUAGAUUGGAAAAAGCUAUGACAAAGAUUCACUACACAGAUAAAGCUGAUUUAUCCACACAAUAAUCAUCGUAACUGUGUGGGUGAUCAAACUUUCAAAUAAAAUAUGGAUUGGUAAGUAUGUGGCAUUUAUAAUAUGGUCAAAAGUAUUUCUUGACCAUACUUGCUGUACUAACUGUUUAAUGACUUAUAUCACUGUGGCUAAUAUACAUCACCAGCACUAAUGCAUUACCUGUAUUCAACAUAGAUUGUUAUUUGCUUGUAAAUAGUUGUGGCAGCUUGAAAAUUACAUGGGUGCUGGAAGCAGGGUAAUACACAGAUGCUAUUUUUAUUAUCCAUAGGUUGUAGGUGCAAGAAGCUGGCAGGGUCAUUAAUAUUAUGAUAUUUAAUGUGUCAUAUAUCUUUGGAUUUUGGCAUCAGUGAAUCUGAGCUGCACUCCAAAUAAGCACCAUGUCCUCCUUGGGUAGCUUCACAAAAUAAAUUAUCAUGUUCUCUUGAAUAGCUUGAUCUUAAUGUAACCACUACAUUUUGAGUGAAAUUUCAGUAAACUGCUAUUGAAAAAAAAAUAGUUCAUCAUGCUCUUUUAAUGAUAUUAACAAGUCUUUAUCACUCUGUAUUAUACCGCAUUGCUAUGACAGCCUAAUACUUGUCAGGAGCCAUCAUGAAUGCAUGCAUGUUGUAUCUGAAUAUAUUAACAUUAUUAGGAAAUUCUUAAUGGAUAUGAAGUAUGAAUCAAAUCUCCAGUUCAAUCAGAACUCUCAUCUGGGCAAGUACUACAAGUUUUCAGCAUUUAAGGCAUUUGAGACUGAUACGAUGUAGUAACCACUAAAUGCCUUACCAAUGAUUCUGCUGUGCAAGAUCCUGAAUAUGCUAACCUUUUCAAAAGUAUUUGAGUGGAAAACUAAUACCCCACAACAGUGGCAUAGCUAGGGAUCUACAUAAUUUUAUGAGAAGGGCCAAGUAUCCAUACAGUUACUUAUUACAUAACUUCCCUCAGAAUUUCAUAUUGAGGUGCCAGUUGUGGGCCCAACUUUUCUUAGCCUCACUGUAGCUAUGCCACUACCCCACCAUGAACAUAAUCAUUUAUGUGUAAGAAAAACAUGUUGACUUAAUAUCAAUGUUUAAGAUACUGUUUCAUUUCCUUGGGCAGCACAUUAUUUUUUUAAUGUGGAUAAAGCAACUUUAUCUGUAUUAUAGAAUAAAUAAUAGCUAAUCAGAAUUGUGCAUAUGUUAAUUUGCAAAAAUGUAAUGAUAAUUAUGAUGUAUAUAGAUUGAGGGAUGCAUAUUGUCAUUUCUUGUUUGCUUUAUUAUUUACUUUGAGAGUUUGCUAACUGGCUUUGCCUUUGUGCUCUGACUGUCAAAACCAUUCAUAUGCAACACUGAAACCCCUUUUCUUAAUAGCAAAGCACAUAAACCUUUAGGCAUUUUUGAUGUGAGGCUUGAGUUGAAUACCUUCCUGGGGAUACCUAUUGAGUAUAAUGAUAGUGGUGCUUACUUCUAGAAUAUUAAAAGUGUAUUGAAAUUUUAUAUUCAGUGAGUUACAUAACUUCCUCAUGGGAAAAUUUAUAUUGAAGCAAUAAAUUUAUUCAACACUACAUAAA
This is a messenger RNA of Eriocheir sinensis (Chinese mitten crab), 4086 nucleotides long. Its product is annotated as coiled-coil domain-containing protein 6-like. Bases 12 to 1490 code for a protein of 492 amino acids. The transcript is spliced from 8 exons. Lineage: Eukaryota; Metazoa; Arthropoda; Malacostraca; Decapoda; Varunidae. The record is from RefSeq and is a predicted model, not a curated record.